This is a messenger RNA of Syngnathus typhle (broad-nosed pipefish), 2095 nucleotides long. RefSeq lists its product as uncharacterized. NCBI's taxonomy places the organism in Eukaryota, Metazoa, Chordata, Actinopteri, Syngnathiformes, Syngnathidae. Bases 667 to 1749 code for a protein of 360 amino acids. The record is from RefSeq and is a predicted model, not a curated record. The transcript has 5 exons.
UCAGCAAUUUCCACUUUUUAUAACAGGUAUUCUUUACUAUAGGCUUAAGUCACUGCCUGAGAUGCUGUUUAUUUGUUCACCACAAAACUGUUUACGAUAAAACACGGGGUCAAACUCAAGGCCCGCGGGCCAGAUACGGCCCACCACAUCAUUUUAUGUGGCCCGCGAAGACAAAUUGUGCAUCAAAUUCGUGUGUCAUGACUAGAAUUGUAAAUGUUCUUCACUUUAAAAAAAAAAAAAAAAAAAAUUAAAUAUUUGACCAGUUUUUACUAGUCUGAUUUGAAAACGAGUUCUUUGUCAGUUGGUUUUGUAGCUUAUACUGUAUAUAAUAUGAGGUGCUCAUACAUUUAUUUGGGUUGACAGUCAUAACGGCCCUCCAAAAGAAACUAUGAAAAAAAAUGAGUUUGAGACCAAGAUGUAUUUAUUCGCAGGGGUCGAACACCUCACGACGAAAGGCGAGCGCCAGCAUCAGGGCAACUCGUUUGAUUGCAAUGAAUUCAUUCUGGAACUUUUCUUACUUUCUCGCGUCAUCGUCGUCGUGCUCACAAAGGCUGGGGGCUCGCCACAAAGCCGCGGCGGAGCGCGUCCAAUGGAGAAAGGCCAAAUGUGCAGAAGGCUCGUCAACUUUCAAAGCGCCUUUGUGGCCUUUGACGCUCGAAACUAUACAUGCUCGAGAUCUGCUCUCUUGUCUUCACAUUCGCCGAAGCCAUUGAAGAGAAGAAGCGACGAUUCAGCCAGCCCAGCCAGCCCAGCCAGCCAGCCCAGCCAGCCAGCGUUCGACUGAUCGAUCGAUCGAUCGAUAGCCACCAGAUGGACACGUUCCGGCUCUGUUUCCGCCUCCUCCUGCUGCUCCUGCUGCUGCCCCCGGUGGCGCCAGAUGACUGUCCUGAUUGCAGUGGCGCCGAUGACACCACAAAGGCCUGCAAGUGCAAAAUUGGCGGCGAACUCAAGAUGAUAAUCAACCCCGACGCUGCCGCAAACGAGUGGAAGGACCCGAAUAACAACGUGAUUAGUGACGGCGGCAGGUACACUUUGCCUAGCGAGAAGAAAACCCUGACGCUCAAGGAUGUGAAAGCUGAGGAUGCCGACAAUGUCUACACGGCCACCAAAGCCGACGACAAGACCCAGUUGUUCAAAGUCAUCCCUUUGGUCGUGUGCGAAGCCGAAAACCAGCCGUGCAAAGUGGACCAGGGCCAAAACGUCCGAUUGAAGGCUGGCAACAGCGCCUACUCAUGGGUCCUCGAAACCGAAGCGAAAACAACAGUAGAGGGUAACUUGGACAUCACCGGCGUGACUGCGGCCGACGGCGGGAAGUACCAGGCCAAAGACAACGCAGGCAGCGUGAAGAAGACCAUCCAACUUAGUGUUACCGUGCCCGACGACCCAAAGCAAACGCCCGCCGACUCGAACCCCCGCGGCAAGUCUGGCCGCCAGCUUGCGGUCAAAGCCAGCAGCGACGGCCCUGCCAAGGUGGGCGCCCAAUGGAGCCUGGAGUGCGUGGUCACCCAGAACGACACCCGCGUCACCCACUUCACCUGGUGGAAGGACGACAAAGUGAUGGUUGGCCAAACGGGGGCCAAAGUCGUCUUUGAGGCCCUCAAGGCCAUGGAUGCGGCCAAAUACAGAUGCAAGGCCGGCGACGACGAGUCCCUCAACUACGACUUGACAGUUGUUGGCAGCGGUGCCGUGGCGCCGUCCUCCUCGCUGCUGCUGACGCUGAGCCUGCUGCUUGGCCUCCUGUGCUGCUAGAUCUUGGGCCGCCAGGUGGGCUCGGCGCACCUGCUCGCCUACUCCUCGCUGACGGAGCGUGCUUCUUUUUGUUUGUGCAUGCAGCUCGUCCGUCCGUCCGUCCCCGGCCGGGAGACAGACGCCAGCUCGGGGCGCCCGCCGCCGCCGCCGCCGCUGGUCACCCAAAUAAAGCAGACAACUUUGCAUGCUUCAAGUUGAAAUAAAAAUAAGAGUUUGAAAUCCUUUAGAAUAGGAAUAAGGAAUGCUUAACGAUUUCCUUGAUGUGGCGCUUGAAUUUGUUUUGCUACGUGGCGCUGCAUUUCUUUCUUUUCUUCUGCUUCAGCAGUAAAUAAAAAUGCAUUCAAUG